GUAUGGUCACUAUUCUUUGGAGAUCUUCCGCGCUUCUCGCCUGGUAGUUGACACAGGUCUACACGCCCUCGGCUGGACCCGUCAGGAGGCCGUCGACUACCUGAUUAACCACACAGCCAUGACUACUGUAAAAGUGGAGAAUGAGGUGGACCGGUACAUUACUAUGCCGGGCCAGGCGCUGGCUUACAAGGUGGGGCAACUCAAGCUAAUGGACUUGAGGUACAAGGCCGCCAGUGUAUUAGGCGACGAGUUUGACAUUAAGAAGUUCCAUGAUGUUGUACUGGACUCUGUCGGACCUCUGGACCUGGUGGAGGACGAGGUCAACGCUUGGGUUAAUGCUGGAGGAAAGAAACUUGAUGUGGUGAGAGUAAUACAAUGUAUAAAGUUAUGGUCUUGUUAAUAUUACAUCAUCCAUAAUCUGAAGUAAAUAAAAUGUGAUCAUC
Messenger RNA from Homarus americanus (American lobster), 443 nucleotides. RefSeq lists its product as uncharacterized. Lineage: Eukaryota; Metazoa; Arthropoda; Malacostraca; Decapoda; Nephropidae. The annotation marks the transcript as partial. The transcript has 2 exons. The record is from RefSeq and is a predicted model, not a curated record.